AUGCAAGCUUGGCCUCCACUCGCUAUCGAAGGAAAGUUCGCUUCUCAGCACGGGUCGAAAUCUAAAGAUCAGAUGUGCCUGAUCCUCUGCUCGAUUUUCUUGGCUAAGAAGAUCCAGCUUAAGAAGAAGAAGAUGGGUUUUCAAGAAUGCGAUAAAGAAGAGAAAUGGCUUCAGAUGGCCUCUAAAGCCUGA
This is a messenger RNA of Prunus armeniaca (apricot), 192 nucleotides long. NCBI's taxonomy places the organism in Eukaryota, Viridiplantae, Streptophyta, Magnoliopsida, Rosales, Rosaceae. The record is from the annotation of a GenBank genome assembly.